AUGGCUCAUGCUGGCCAAUUCACAAGGGGAGACAUCAAACACCCUACCAUCAUCUUAGAAGCCGUUGCGUCGUAUGAUCGUUGGAUCCGGCAUGCCUUUUUUGGAGUGGCCGGGUCCAACAACGACCUCAAUGUACUGAACCAGUCGCCGUUGUUCACUGAUGUGCUUAGGGGAGAAGCACCCGUAGUGAACUUCACGGUGAAUGGACACGAGUACAACUAUGGUUACUACCUUGCCGACGGCAUCUACCCCUCCUGGCCGGUGUUCAUGAAAGGUGUUACUCUUCCACAAAAUGAAAAGCAGCGAGUGUUCACUGCUGCUCAAUCAGCGCAUCGCAAAGAUGUCGAGUGUGCCUUUGGAGUGUUGAAGUCUAGGUUCAACAUUCUAGCAGUUCCGGGACGCUCCUACUCCAGGCGUACUCUUGGAUUGAUCAUGCGUGCAUGUGUCAUUCUGCACAACAUGAUCAUUGACGAUGAGCGUGGACAAAAUUUGGACAACAUCUAUGAGACAGUUGAUUCAAAUGUCGGCCCUGCAAUCCACCACCAUGCACCACCAAGCCUAGCAGCCAGGAUUCAGAUGGACACCGAAAUGAGGGACUCACCGAUGUAUACACAGCUCCAGCAUGAUUUGAUGGAGCAUGUGUGGGCUAAUUCCUAG
This is a messenger RNA of Lolium perenne, 657 nucleotides long. RefSeq lists its product as uncharacterized. Lineage: Eukaryota; Viridiplantae; Streptophyta; Magnoliopsida; Poales; Poaceae. The record is from RefSeq and is a predicted model, not a curated record.